AUGUCCUCGAUACAGCCUAAUUCGAAUACGCCGAACUUGACUUACUCAAGGGGCACAACUUCCAAGUCUUAUCCUGAGAAAGAUGGCACCCUAGCGUCAAGCCCUGCUAAGACCGAGAAGCCUCUGGCGGCUUCCCAGCUGCUUCUCGACGCCUUCAAGGACGUCAGGCAGCUCGUAAGGCUUAUUCAAUGUCAAGUUUGUUCUAAAAUAUUGCGAGAGCCAACAACCUUACCCUGUGGUCAUAGUCUCUGCAAGCUAUGUGUGCCUCAGACGCAUAUCCGACCUAAUAUAUCAUGGCCCGCAACGGCCAACCGGCUUCGUGGUUUUGAAUGUCCUUUCGAUGACUGCAAAAAGGAGCACGCGCUUGGAGAUUGCGCUGUUGACAUCACCUUGAACAAAGUACUGACCACCAUACAAUCGAUUAUGGAGUUGGAUCGAGGUGUUACAGGUCUCUCUCAUGUUUCCACGAGCAUUACAGUUCAGGAUCACUGGGAUAUCGCGGGAAUUCCCUCGCUUGCCAACAAGACAGAUGAACCCUCCAUAUUGAAAGGGGCCCGCAUUGUUGCAACAUAUACGCUAGCAGAACAGGGCAAACUAGAUUAUGGGAGCGAAGUAUCCUAUUACUCUAUAGGUGUAGGGGACGAUGAGGCGGAGCAGAUCGAUACUACGAUGUUGGCGCGGUUGAAAGAAUCCGUUAGACCGGAAAUGGAUUGUCAGGUCUGUUACGCCUUGUUCUUGGAUCCCUUAACGACCACUUGCGGCCACACGUUCUGUCGGAGCUGCCUCCACCGCAUUUUGGACCACUCAGAUCUCUGCGCCAUCUGCAGACGCCCCUUGUCGAUACAGGCUCAGGUUAACCGGCAAUCCUAUCCUUCUAACGAUCGACUCUGCAAAAUGAUUAACGGAUUCUGGGCCGAUCUUGUAGACCUUCGAGCGCAGACGUAUGCGCUAGAACAACAGGCAAACCAGGAUGGGUUCGACAUCCCGCUCUUCGUCUGCACGCUUUCAUAUCCGCGCAUGCCCACGUUUCUCCACGUUUUCGAGCCACGAUACCGCUUAAUGAUCCGGCGGGUCAUGGAGGGCAAUCGGACAUUCGGUAUGGUGCUCGCCAACCCAUCUCGUGCACCUGGAGAGCCUGAAUUUUUGGAGAUUGGAACGUUACUGCGAAUAGUCAAUAUCGAAUCUUUCGCAGAUGGGCGGAGCCUCAUAGAAACGGUUGGCGUCUCUCGCUUUCGGGUGACCAGACACGGGUGGUUAGAUGGGUAUAUUGUUGGUAAUAUCGAGAAGAUCGACGACAUAAGCGUAGCGGAAGAAGAAGCUAUAGAAGCAGAAGAAACAAUGCGUUCUUGCGGCGUAAGAGAGUUAGCAACAGCGCCACCAAGUCCCGAGCCCUCGCAUCCAGAACAUGCCGUACCCAUUCGCUCCCGACCGGUAUUAAUAUCGCUGGACGAUAUAGAGACGAUGUCGACUAGAGAGCUAGUCGAGGUCGGAGUAGACUUUGCUAGAAGGGUGAGGGCACAGAGCGUUGCGUGGUUGAAUUCUCGAAUUCUGUCCAUCUACGGCGAAUGCCCUGCAGACCCAACCCUUUUCCCCUGGUGGCUGGCCAGCAUCCUGCCGGUUAAUGAAGAGGAAAAGUAUAAGCUCCUAGGCACUUUGAGCGUCGGCACAGGCAACGUCUCCGUCGCGGAAGAAGUCGCCGAGGUGCAGAAGCUGCUCGCGGCGAGCGGACUCACGUACACGAUGCAUUCCGCGGGGACGACCGUCGAGGGAUCGUGGGACGAGGUCAUGAAAGUCAUCGGACAGGCCCACAGCGUAGUUCAUUCCAAAGGCGUUGUGCGCGUGCAGUCGUCCAUGAGGGUUGGUACUAGGACGGACAAGAAGCAGACGGCAGCGGACAAAGUCAAGCGUGUCGAGGACCUAUUGGCUAAGCAAGCUCCAAGCUCGUGAGCACCAACGAUUAUUAGCUUUGACGCGAGAGUCAGCUGUUCCUUAUAGCUUAGAGAAAAGGUUAUAAGCCGUGAUGAAUAAACCGACUUUCAACUUUCAUACAUUUAUUAUUCAAACACAGGUUGCUGGCGUACAUCUGACAUAUUCCACGUCGGACAUCUUCCCACUAGGUACCUAUACAAGUCGAGUAUUAAUUACUUGGUCCGGCAAUAAUAUCAGAAUCUGCCGCGAUUACUAUGUGUUUGCUUCUCUCCACCCGGCAGCUGUCCCCUCCGCUUGUGGGAGUUAUGGACGCCUGCAUUUCGUCGUGGCGGCCUGAUCGCGCGUGAGGAAGCCUACUACGCGCGAACAGUCUGCUUUCUUGAAGACUUGCGUAAUUCCUUCUCCCUCUCCUUCUCGAGGUACUUCUUCUGCGCCUUCGCAUCCAGAGCAUUAAGCUCAGCGUCGCGCUUGGCCUUCCUCGCCCUGUCACGCUCAGCCUGUCGUUCCUCGGCCUUCUCCUCUUCAGCUGCCUUCUGGAUCUGCUUGAUGGUCUCGUCGCGGACAACCUUGAUCUUGCGUAGAAUUUC
Messenger RNA from Daldinia caldariorum, 2516 nucleotides. RefSeq lists its product as uncharacterized. The transcript has 4 exons. The record is from RefSeq and is a predicted model, not a curated record. Gene Ontology annotation, molecular function: metal ion binding. NCBI's taxonomy places the organism in Eukaryota, Fungi, Ascomycota, Sordariomycetes, Xylariales, Hypoxylaceae. The coding region runs from base 1 to 1947 and encodes 648 amino acids.